This is a messenger RNA of Corapipo altera (White-ruffed manakin), 3913 nucleotides long. RefSeq names its product prosaposin (gene PSAP). Gene Ontology annotation, cellular component: lysosome. The record is from RefSeq and is a predicted model, not a curated record. NCBI's taxonomy places the organism in Eukaryota, Metazoa, Chordata, Aves, Passeriformes, Pipridae. Gene Ontology annotation, biological process: sphingolipid metabolic process. The transcript is spliced from 16 exons. The coding region runs from base 50 to 1669 and encodes 539 amino acids.
GCGGGCGGUGCCGGCGGCGCCGCAUUGCAGACGGGCACGGAACGGGAUCAUGGCGCGGCUGCUGCUCCUCAGCCUCCUCGGGCUCCUCGCUGCCGCUGUGGCCAGCCCUGUGCUGUGGCAGAAGGAGUGUGUGAAGGGGCCGGAGGUGUGGUGCCAGAGCAUCCGCACGGCGUCGCAGUGCGGGGCGGUGAAGCACUGCCAGCAGAACGUCUGGAACAAGCCUGCUGUAAGCAGUAUCCCCUGUGACUUGUGUAAGGAGCUUGUGACGGUGGCUGGCAAGGUUUUGAAGGAUAAUGGCACUGAGGAGGAGAUCCGCUCUUACUUGGAAAAGACGUGCGAGUUUCUUCCUGACCAAGGCCUGGUGUCUGAGUGCAAAGAAAUUGUGGAUUCCUACCUACCAGUUAUCAUGGAUAUGAUCAAAGAAGAGCUAGAUAAACCUGAGGUUGUGUGCAGUGCCCUCGCCCUGUGCCAGUCCCUUCAGAAGCACCUUGCAGCCAUGAAGCUUCAGAAACAGCUCCAGACCAAUAAGAUUCCAGAGCUGGAUUUCUCUGAACUGGCAUCCCCGUUCAUGGCUAACGUGCCUCUUCUCCUCUACCCUCAGGACAAACCCAAGCAGAAGCCUAAGGCGAGUGGGGAUGUGUGCCAGGAUUGCAUUCAGCUGGUCACUGAUGUUCAGGAAGCUGUGAAGACAAACUCAUCUUUUGUGAAGUCUUUGGUUGCUCAUGCCAAGGAGGAGUGUGACCGUUUGGGACCCGGAAUGUCCGAUAUGUGCAAGACCUAUGUCUCUGAAUAUUCUGACUUGGCUAUCCAGAUGAUGAUGCACAUGAAGGAUCAGCAACCAAAGGACAUUUGUGCCAUGGUUGGGUUCUGUGCUUCUGUGAAGUCUGUCCCCCUUCAGCCUCUGGUGCCAGCUCAAGUGGUUCAUGAGGUGAAAAUGGAAACUGUGGAGAAGGCCUCGGUUCAAGAGAAGGCCUCAGUUCAAGAGAAAACUUUUUCCUUGUGUGAAAUAUGCGAGACCAUGGUGAAAGAAGUGACUGGCCUCUUGGAGAGCAACAAGACAGAGGAGGAGAUUGUGCAUGAAAUGGAAGUGGUCUGCCGCCUGUUCCCAGGAAGUGUCAAAGACCAGUGCAAGGACUUCAUAGAGGUCUAUGGCCAGGCUGUCAUUGACAUGCUCUUGGAGGCAACUAAUCCCGAAGCUGUGUGUGUUAUGCUGAAAUGCUGUGCAGCCAACAAGCUUCCACAGCAGCCAGUUGUAGUGAAACCUGCAGGUGGCUUCUGUGAUAUCUGCAAGAUGGUGGUGGCUUAUGCAGACAAAGAGCUAGAGAAGAAUGCCACGACAGCUGAAAUUGAAGCUUUACUGGAAAAAGUGUGUCACUUCCUGCCACAGUCUGUCAGUGAUCAGGUCCAUCUCUCAAGUGUCCCUACUUCUGCUGUAAAUGACCAGUGCGUUCAGUUUGUGGAACAGUAUGAACCUGUGGUUGUGCAACUCCUGGCAGAGGUGAUGGAUCCCACUUUUGUUUGCACUAAACUCGGAGUCUGUGAAUCAGCUAAACAGCCUCUCCUGGGGGACGAUGCUUGUGUCUGGGGUCCAGGUUACUGGUGUAAGAACAUGGACACUGCUGCUCAGUGCAAUGCUGUUGAUCACUGCAAACGCCAUGUGUGGAACUAGAAGAAGAAUUUCCAGUUCUGAAAGUUUGCCAUGGCUCUUAAAACAUGUGGGCCGAGGUUGGCAGAGAGCUGUAUCUCACCUGUCCCUCCUCUCUGCCUCGUUAACAAUUUGACCUUCAAGUUCCUUUAUUGUAACUCUUCUGUAGCAGUGCUGCUGUUGAAGGAUCAGAUCUUCAUCAUUGACUUAACAAAGAUAUUUCUGAUUGUACAGUUUAACUCGUUAUGCUCCUAAAAAUAGUCAGUGUGUUGUAGAUUUUUUUUUUUUUUUUAAUUGGUAGGCUGAAGUGUUUUUUAGGUGCUGGGAAGAAUGACAGAGAAGAUGAAAUGAGACAAGGCUCUUAUCUUUUAAUUUAAAAAAAGGACAGGGUAGCGACUAAUCUUUCAAGUGUCUUUCUGUAGGGGAGCAUUGGGAAGAUUUUACAUGCUUUGCAUUUUUAACAUCUGGCUGGAAUGUUAAUUUUCGGUGUAUGGGAACUCUUAAGGGAUAAUGUUGAAUCCGGGAAUCCCUUCGGCUGGAAUUUUCAAAGCUCUACAGAUGCAGAGGAGGGGGCUUUGUGUGCCCAGCCACCUUUCAAAGUCACUGGUAACCUAAAGAGGUGCAUUUGAGUGAUCAUGCUUUUGCAUUGGAGCGACCACGCUUGUGGCUCAUGGUGUUGUCAUAGCUGAGGAAAACCCUCCCUCGACCUUUGAUCACAUCCUUUUGAUUUCCUUGGGCUCCCGGGUCUAAGCAUGGGUGUUCUGCUGCCAAGCCCUAUUCAGUGGGAUGUCAGUCCUUUGAAGCAUGCAGAUGUACUUAAGGAAUGACUCCCUUUUUUUCCAUAUCCUAGUUGCUCAAUUCUGCUUAGUCUUGCAGCUUCCCACAUGCAGCUGGGCUGGGUGCCGAGGAGUUGAGAGAUGGAGGAGGGACAAGUCAGCAGGAGCUGUGCACAUGUCAAAGGGAGUUCAGCAUCGAGGGUGGAAUGUGUGGAAAAAUGGGGCUUAUUGUAAACUGCCCAUUUGUUCCUUGAUCUGCUUUUUCUCUCAUAGCAUAUUUCAGUCAUCUAAAACUUCAGAGGUGCUGUGAGGCUCGGGGGCAGUUUCCCCUGCUGCCACCUGUUCUCACUGACCCCCUCCUGAGGAAGUGCAGCAAGUAGAGAUGGCAAAUGGUAGGAACACUGCAGUAGGUAUUGGAAGCUCUGCUGGCACACCUCACAGCCUGCCUUUCACACCUCUCUAAAAUUCCAUUGAAAUGCCUGAAAUCCCCCAAAAAAGCCCUUCAAGGCAGGCUGCUUCCCUGAGAACAUGUCAGGCACUUGGGAGUGAGAAUCUUGUAUUGCUUGAGACAGACCUUGGAUUUGGUGUGUAAUUCUGAUCAAGUUAAUCCCCAAAACACUGGAUCAAAACCCCCAAAAUGGAGGCACCAAAGUAGCUCUGAGGAGACCUUUGGGAAGGAGCAGCUGGGCAGAUGUGGAGCUUUGAAAAUUCCAGUCCUGUUCAGAAAGAUGCUGCUAACUCCUGCUGUUUCUGUGGUGUCUGGGAUGAGCAGGAGCUCCAGUAACAAAACUGUAGCAGCAAGCAGACUGUUUUUCAUUGGAAAACCACUGGAGUGCAGGUUUUUAGUUACUCUGUACAUACUAAAUGCCUGGGCAGUGCUGACAGAUGGCAACAGAGGUUUGUCUCUUCUGUUUGCUGAAUGCUUCAAAAGAAAAGAAAAUGCUUCAAAAGAAAAUAAAAAGGAAAAUUUCCCCUAAAGAUAUAAAAUACCUGCAGCUUUCUGUCUUGGCAGGCUUGUGCAGUGUUCUGGUGGUGUAUCCCAGUUGGGGUAGAUACAGCAGAUAGGGAAUGGGCUCUUCCUUUGGCAUCGCUGCCCUGGAGGGAUGGGGUUGUGUUACACCCCGGUGUGGUAGGAUGGUAUUUGGUGUUUUAAAUGGGACAGUGUUCUCUUAACGUGGAUCUAAUGGGGGGGAGGUGGAGCUGCAUUGGCAGCUGGACAGGCUGGGAAGGUUUUAUUUUUCUGGGGUUUUUUAGCAGUGGGGGAUCCAUGCUGGCGAGCUGCGGGGUGAGGUGAGCUGGGGAAAUCCUGUGCUGCCACUGGGAGUCCCUGUAGUUUUCUUCCUUCCUGUGGACUGUGGCACCUGACCCGCUUGAGUCGUGCUGGGGGAACGUGCAGUUGCUUUCUGAAAAAACAAAACACAUUGUCUUGAUAUUUUUUUUUUUUGCACAAAAGCUUCCCUAAUGAACAAUAAAAACUUCUGUAAACUGGUAA